GAGACGCGUAGAGGCGCGACGAGAUGAGAUGAGAGGAGAGGAGGAGAAGAGAGUCAAUCGCGCUCGUCUCGCGAGAAUAGGCGAGGCUGUCGGACGAGAUGUGAGGGACUCAGGUGUAAGACCGCUCCUCAUCCACACACAGCACAGCCAAACAGAGACACACACACACAUACACACACACACACACACACACUGCGGGUAUCUCCUCUGUUCCAUCAGAAGCCGAGCGCUACCGCAUCCGCCUGACUGUUGCGAGACGCCAGAAAAGGAGGCGGGAGGAGCUGGACUCUCGCUUUGUUUUUUGUCCUCUUUUCGUGCACUUUAUCUGAGCCGGAUCCCGCGCAAACAUGAUGUCCAUGAACAGCAAACAGCACCAUUUCGCCAUGCAUCCCAGCUUACCAGAGCACAAGUACACAACUCUGCACUCGAGCUCGGAGGCGAUCAGGAGAGCCUGCCUGCAGACUCCACAGCUACAAAGCAACAUCUUCGCCAGUCUGGAUGAGACGCUCCUGGCCCGCGCCGAAGCUCUGGCGGCCGUGGACAUCGCGGUGUCCCAGGGUAAGAGUCACCCGUACAAGCCCGACGCCACGUACCACACGAUGAACACCGUGCCAUGCUCGUCUGGCUCCACCGUGCCACUCGCCCACCACCACCACCACCAUCACCACCACCACCAGAACCUGGAGCCGCCCGACCUCAUGGAGCACAUCAGCUCGCCGUCGCUCGCGCUGAUGCCCAGCGCGCACGAGGGGGCCGGCGGAGGCGGCGGCGGCGGCGGGGGCUUGAUCUCCACGUCGGCCCACCUGCACUCCCACAUGCACGGGCUCACCCACCUGUCCCACCAGGCUGCUAUGAACAUGAACUCGCCGCUCACUCACCACGGCCUCUUACCGGGCCACCACGGCGGUGCGCACCAGGGCGCGCCGGGACUCGCCAACAACGGACUGCUCUCCAUUAACGACUCGGACACGGACCCGAGGGAGUUGGAGGCGUUCGCGGAGCGCUUCAAACAGCGGCGGAUCAAACUCGGGGUGACUCAGGCGGACGUGGGGGGCGCGCUGGCCAACCUGAAGAUCCCAGGCGUGGGCUGCCUGAGCCAAAGUACCAUUUGUCGCUUCGAGUCUCUAACUCUGUCUCACAACAACAUGAUCGCGCUCAAACCCAUCCUCCAGGCGUGGCUGGAGGAGGCCGAGGGCGCCCAGCGCGAGAAAAUGAGCAAACCCGACAUUUUCAACGGCAGCGAGAAGAAGCGCAAGCGGACCUCCAUAGCGGCCCCGGAGAAACGAUCUCUGGAGGCGUAUUUCUCAGUCCAGCCCCGGCCGUCGUCGGAGAAAAUCGCAGCUAUAGCUGAGAAAUUGGACCUCAAAAAGAACGUGGUGCGAGUAUGGUUUUGCAACCAAAGACAAAAACAGAAGAGGUUGAAAUUUUCCGCGGCGCACUGAUGGACUACUUCUAGAAAAAAAAAAGAAACUGACUUUUGGGGACCAAGGAACAUCGCUUUGGCUCAAACGCGUGUGCUCAUGAUUAGUACCGUUUUAUUUUCACAACUCAUGUUUCUUUUCACUGUACUGGUGAAUGUGAAGUAUGCAAAUAACAGGUAAUCCAGAUGAACUACUUUUCUGGGGUUCAACUCUACUUAGAUA
This is a messenger RNA of Sinocyclocheilus rhinocerous, 1643 nucleotides long. Its product is annotated as POU domain, class 4, transcription factor 1-like. The record is from RefSeq and is a predicted model, not a curated record. The transcript has 2 exons. Gene Ontology annotation, molecular function: DNA-binding transcription factor activity, RNA polymerase II-specific; RNA polymerase II cis-regulatory region sequence-specific DNA binding. Bases 348 to 1442 code for a protein of 364 amino acids. Lineage: Eukaryota; Metazoa; Chordata; Actinopteri; Cypriniformes; Cyprinidae. Gene Ontology annotation, biological process: regulation of transcription by RNA polymerase II.